AUGCCGACGGCGCGCGAUGCGUCACCGAUCGAGUCCAGCCCGUUGAUCGCGUCGACGCGCGCGAGCACGGGGCGAACGCUCUCGCGUGCGUCGGCUUUGGUGGUGGCUUUGGUGUUGGCGUCGGUGUUGGUGUUGGCGUCGGUGUCGACGUCCUCGACGGGCGAGAGCGCGCUCGGGCGCGCGCUCGGGUCGCGGACGCAUCGCAGUCGACUUUCGGACGAUGAUGUGUACGCGGUUAACCGCGAGAGUGCGGCGCUUGGGUGCGAGAAUGCGACGAGGCGGGCGGCCUUGGGAGGAGCGAAGCGCUUCGCGUGGUUGGUACAGAGCGCGCACGGGGUGGACCCGAACGCGCUCGCGUCGGCAUCGCGAGACUUUUUCUCGCUUAGUUAUGACAGCGAUCCGGGGAGCGGGGAUCCGUUCAAGUUCUACGCGCCAGGGACAACUUGGACGACGGGGAGAAACGCCCUGCUCGAGCGCGCGCUCGAGCGGAACCCGUUGUACGAAUACUUCGUAUUCCUCGAUCACGACAUGAUAAAAUUGAUGGGGCGGAAUCCGCAGGCGUAUAUGGAUAAAUUCGAGGCUUGGCUCGAUAGGGCAAAGCCCGCGCUUGCGUGGACGCCGUUUACAAAGGAAUGGAGCCGUCGGAUGUACCGCAGCGUGCAACAGCGUGUGAUCCACGGUCCAGCAAGACUGGAUGAUAACUUUGUGGCGUUCCACACGAGCACGCUCGGAAUGGUUCUCCCUUACGAUUCACAUUUCGACUCUACGUGCAUCUUUGCCUCCGCUGAACUCGCCCAUUUGCACGCUGCGGCGUUUUACGCGCACGGGUUCCUGGGAGUGAAGGACCCGGCGCUUCACGUUCACGGCCGUGAAGAACACAGGCACCAUGACGCGCAGUACAACUCAGAGGGGUGCGAUUCCAUUUUCGCAAUGGGCAAUACGGAGGCUAAAGAGUACUUCAUCAACCUCUUCAGGUCGCCCCUCGUUCGGCGCUUCGCGAACGACGGGGCCUAUUCGGAAGCUUCAGCCUCCCCUCACGAAAAACCCAGAGAGUCGUUACAUCGGUUCCGAAAAGGAACAACGGCGUUUAAAGAACGCUGUUCCGAGACCAUUCCUAGAUUUCGCAUCACCCGUAAGUGGUUGGAAGAGAACGCGACGCCGGACACGCCUUGGCUGCAGCAACGCUUCGACUUCAUGUCCAAAUUUCCACACCUCUUCUCUGAGGAAGGCUUCGUCGCCGACCCACCGCAGUGUCCUCCGUGA
Messenger RNA from Ostreococcus tauri, 1263 nucleotides. RefSeq names its product unnamed product. The record is from RefSeq and is a predicted model, not a curated record. The transcript has a single exon. NCBI's taxonomy places the organism in Eukaryota, Viridiplantae, Chlorophyta, Mamiellophyceae, Mamiellales, Bathycoccaceae. Bases 1 to 1263 code for a protein of 420 amino acids.